Messenger RNA from Metarhizium robertsii ARSEF 23, 660 nucleotides. Its product is annotated as AMP-dependent synthetase/ligase. Gene Ontology annotation, biological process: amino acid activation for nonribosomal peptide biosynthetic process; secondary metabolite biosynthetic process. NCBI's taxonomy places the organism in Eukaryota, Fungi, Ascomycota, Sordariomycetes, Hypocreales, Clavicipitaceae. The record is from RefSeq and is a predicted model, not a curated record. Gene Ontology annotation, molecular function: phosphopantetheine binding. The transcript has a single exon. The coding region runs from base 1 to 660 and encodes 219 amino acids. Gene Ontology annotation, cellular component: cytoplasm.
AUGGUUCCACGGUUCUAUCUACCGAUAUGCACUAUUCCCCUGACCACCAGCGGACUGGUGGACCGCGGAGCACUGCGCCACAUUGUCAAGGAAUCUUCACGCGAUAAAAUGGCCUUGUACCGGCGGGGGAAACUUCAAAAGAGGGAGACGCGGACCAGUAUUGAAAAGGUCCUUCAGGGGUUGUGGGCACAAAUCUGGUCCUUGGAUCCCAGCCAAAUCGACUUGGAUAGUCGGUUCCCUUCUCUUGGUGGAGAUUCUUUAACAGCCAUCGGGCUGGCUACCAUGUGUCGAGAGAGGGGAUUCAGGUUGGAGGUUGCUGAUAUACUUCGGAACACUAAAUUCGAACAUCUGGCCAGACUGGUGGAACAGAGGCAAGAUUUUCCGUCUCACCAGGAAACCAACGGGAAAUCAAGCACCACGGACGGCGUUUUCAAUCAGAUGUCGACACAACAUACCCAAGCUGCGAGAAUAUGCCAAAUCGAUGUCUCCCAAAUUGAAGAUGUCUAUCCAUGCACACCGACCAUGGAGGCGUUAAUCGCCGCCACGGCCCGAAUACCCAAUGCUUACAUUGCGCGUGAAUCCUUUCAAAUUCCCCCGAGCGUAGACUUGCAACGUUUCCGCUCCGCUUGGGAUCUCGUCAGCAGAAACAUCCCAUCAUGA